CACAUAUACUUCUCUAGUUGUCACUUCACUUGAGAGACAGCACUGCAAGACUUUAGAGAGAGAGAAGUCUUUUUAUAUGUGUUCACAUCAAGAAUCGUAAACCUACUCGAUCUCUAAUCAACCCAUUACACCAAUUUUGUAAGUAAAAGUUUUCGCCAAUACCCCUUUGCAAUGAACAUCUCUGCCCAGUUCUAUGAUCCGCUCCCGUUUUACAGCAGACAAGAAUCAUCCUCACCGUCCGAUGCCAGUAGUUCUACUGAAGCUCAUGGCAACUCAGAUGAAGAAGUAGUGUUACUGGCCUCUAAUCGUCCCAAGAGGCGUGGUGGGAGAAGAAUAUUCAAGGAGACUCGUCAUCCAGUUUUCAGAGGUGUAAGGAGGAGAAAUGGUAAUAGGUGGGUGUGUGAGCUCAGAGAACCUAAUAAGAAGUCACGUAUAUGGCUUGGUACGUAUCCUACGCCUGAAAUGGCAGCUAGGGCACACGAUGUAGCAGCAUUGGCGCUUAGAGGAAAGUCCGCUUGCCUUAACUUUGCUGAUUCUGCUUGGAGACCGUUGCCAGUGCCAGCUUCUCUAGAUGCUAGGGAUAUUAGGAAGGCUGCCAAGGAGGCCGCAGAGUUGUUUCCGACUCAAGUAUUUGCAUGUGAUGAUCAAGUUACAGUGAAAGGUAGUAACGUGAUGGAGGAUUCGAUUGAAGCUUCCAGUGAUGAAGGCAAAGUUUUUGAAGAAAAUGGCUUGUUUAUUGAUGAAGAGGCGGUAUUCGAGAUGCCAAGAUUACUCGAGGAAAUGGCACAAGGUCUUCUACUGCCUCCACUGCAUUUUGAUUCGGAUGCUACUGUCUUGGAAACUUAUGUUGAUAUUUCUUUGUGGAAUUACUAACUAUUUUUCGUCAAGAGAUCACUUGGUACUAUCUGAAGCAUUGCUCCUUCUCUCGCAGAUAUAUGAGUCCAUUUUCCUUCAAAUAAGAAAAACUGAAAAAGUUUAAAAGGAGCACUAUUUUUUUUAAUGCUCCCAACCAAACUGUUGCUUGUAGAAUCAUAGAAUUAUUAUGGAAAAUAUAUAGUAGCUCUUAUAGAUUAUACUCAUUCAAACUUGAGCAAAGGAUACAAUCCCAUUUUGAAAGUAUUCUUUCUAUCCUUUUUUUUUUUUUUUUUCUGUUGUAUUAGUCCCAUGAUUGCUGGGAUUGGAUUCUGUUUUAUUCUUAGCAAGUCAUUUAUUAUAGGCUGUAAAUAUAUAUGGUAAUCAAGGGAUGUGUGCAAUUACAAUCAAUUGCGAAUCUCUUUUUUGUAUUGGAGCUCAAACCAAAGGUUUAAAUACCAUUUUUUUUCCUCAAUCUUCAUGGCCUUCCAAUCAUCUUCUUCUGACUCUUCUCCUCUGUUGCCUGCCAUUUUCCAUCACUUCACAACCAGUAACUAUCAAGCUCGCUUCCUCCAAUUACCUACUUUGAAGAACAC
Molecule: messenger RNA, 1448 nt
Organism: Manihot esculenta (cassava)
Lineage: Eukaryota; Viridiplantae; Streptophyta; Magnoliopsida; Malpighiales; Euphorbiaceae
Product: dehydration-responsive element-binding protein 1A
Exons: 1
Coding region: 172-873 (233 amino acids)
Biological process (GO): regulation of DNA-templated transcription
Molecular function (GO): DNA binding; DNA-binding transcription factor activity
Source: RefSeq, a predicted model, not a curated record